AUGAUUUUUAAAAGAUGUUUUCAUAAAUACCCAGGUGGGAGUAAAAUAAAGUGUUACAUAGAAAAGAAAAAAAAAAAAAGGAUAGAUGUUAGUUUAUUUCAUCAACCAUUAUAUUCUAAAUAUUCUAAAAAUUACAUUGAUUGGAGAUAUUGCACACCUAAAUCAGGAUAUGAAUAUAUGUAUAUAUAUGGUGAAAAUACAAUAGAAAUAACAAAUUUGCCUAAUAAUAAAACUAAUGAAUACAUUCAAGAAAGAUUGAGAAAAAGUUUAAAUAAAUAUGGAAGAUUAAAAAUUAUUAGAUGUUUAAGCAAUAAAAAUGAUCCUUAUAUAAAUAAUAAUAUAUGUUAUGCUACUUUUUUAAAUAAGGAGGAUAUGUAUAAAUGUAUACGAAAUGUUAAUAUAAGGCUUCCAUUAUCCUUACAAUAUAAAAUAUUAAAAUUUAAAAGUUUAUACACUAAUAAAACUAAUGAUUUUAAUUAUUUUUUUAAACAAGAACAUUACAAUUAUAGUUCUAUAAACGUUGCUUUAAAUUUAUUUAAAUAUUUACAAUUUAAUAAGUGUAUUAUAAAUAUAAAAAAUAUUUAUAAGCAUAUAUACGAAUAUUCUUUUUAUCCUCAUAAAAUCAUUACAUCGGGAAUAUCAGUUUACAAAGUAUUUAAUAAUUGGAUUAAUUUUAUUAAUUUUUUUGAUAAUAUAUUUAUGAAAAUAAAUAAAGAUAAUGAAAUUUUUGUAAGCGCAAAGAUUAUGGAUGAUCAUAAUUUACGUAUUUAUCUAAAUAAUAAACUAAUAGAAUUAAAAAAAAAAACAAAUUUAUCUAAUUCUCAAUACUGGAGGAACGAUUCUUUACAGUUACCUGAGGAAAUAGAAAAUAGAAUAAAUAACGAUCAUCCAAAAAAACUAAAGGAAGAGUUGCAACUUUUAUCGAAAACCAAGGAUUUUUACAAAAUUCACGAUGAGAGACACUUAUUUAAAUUAAAAUUGAAUAAAGAACGAAAAGAAAAGAAAUUAUUAAAAAAAAAAGAUGAAAAAUAA
Molecule: messenger RNA, 1032 nt
Organism: Plasmodium relictum
Lineage: Eukaryota; Apicomplexa; Aconoidasida; Haemosporida; Plasmodiidae
Product: conserved Plasmodium protein, unknown function
Exons: 5
Coding region: 1-1032 (343 amino acids)
Molecular function (GO): nucleic acid binding
Source: RefSeq, a predicted model, not a curated record